AUGACUGACAAUCCCAAAUCCCGAUACAAGCGGGAUGCCAAGCAGAUGACUGCUGACAACACAAUCCGCCAUCUAAACUCCAAAAAAAGUAAAACGGAGGACGAUCUGGGCAAUAGCGAUGGCGAUGGCUGCAACACUUUAAAUUUCAGCAGCAUGGUCAACGAGCUAACAGAUAUAAAUCGUAACACGCUGACUUCCAUUCAGUUAACGAGCGCCAAGCCACUUAACACCGAACACAUCAAACUAGAUAGCAGCUUGGAGGAUUCGAUGAGCGAGGUCCAACGCAUGUUCAAAACAUUGCGCGAACUGACCGAUAUUGACGAGAAAAAGUUUAUAACUCAGAUGUGUGAUCGGCACAAUUACUUUAAAAAAAAUUAUCCACACCUGAAAGAGGCUGCUUUUGAGGCAAUGAAUUCCAAGGAGUAUAGUUCGUCCAAGGCACAAUCCAUGGCCGUUCUGGAUGCACUUCAACUGACGUUACGAACUAGAACGUUGGAGUCUAAAUCCAUUGAACCGAUUUUAAUGAUUGAACUGGAUUGUGAAUAUGAUGCCUGUUUCAUGGGAUUGGAGAGUGAGAUCUAUAAGCAAAUUAUUGACUACUUCCGGGUAAUGUUAGUUUAG
Drosophila grimshawi is the source of this 621-nucleotide messenger RNA. RefSeq lists its product as uncharacterized. The transcript has a single exon. Bases 1 to 621 code for a protein of 206 amino acids. The record is from RefSeq and is a predicted model, not a curated record. Lineage: Eukaryota; Metazoa; Arthropoda; Insecta; Diptera; Drosophilidae.